AUGUAUCGAAUACGACCGCCCUUGCACAUGUUCAGCGCAACACGCCCACCUCUCCCGCUCCCGCUCCCGCGACCAGCCCAACGCCGGCCGUACCAACAACUUCCCUUUGGGCGGGGCCCAGGCGCGCAAUACAAGCGCUUCUCUCGCCCCUCUGGCGGGCUCUCGGGGCUCCUGUACCGCUGGGCGGCGCGGCCAAGCUUCUACCGCGACAUUGGCCUCAUCAGCGCCGGCGCCGGCACCGUGUACGUGUACAACCUGGAAGAAGUGCCCGUGUCGGGCCGGCGCCGCUUCAACAUGAUACCCGCGCAGCUCGAAGAAGCCAUGGGCCGCUCGUCGGUCGACCAGGUGCGCCACCAGUACGCCGGCCGCAUCCUGCCCGACCACGAUGUCCGCGUGCGCAAGGUCAACAAGGUGCUGCGGCGCUUGCUGCCUUAUGCUGAGGCUGAAGGCCUCCACGGCCUCGACUGGCAAGUCACGGUUAUCGACAGCCCGGAGCAGAAUGCCUUUGUCGCCCCCGGCGGCAAGGUGUUUGUGUUUACGGGUAUCCUGCCGUUGUGUCGCGAUGAAGAUGGGAUUGCCGCCGUUUUGGGACAUGAGAUUGCCCAUGUUGUUGCGCAUCAUACUGCAGAACGCAUGUCUCAAGCUCCUCUUGUUCUCCUCGGUGUCCUCGCACUCUCCCUCUUCGACAUAUCGCUUUACUCGGGUAAACUCCUCAUCGACCUCUUUCUCUCCAUGCCCGCCUCGCGCAAACACGAGGCUGAAGCCGACUUCAUCGGCCUCAUGAUGAUGGCCCAGGGCUGCUACAGACCCCAGGCUGCCAUGGACUUUUGGGCCCGCAUGGAGAAGAUGGGCGGUGGGGAGCCCCCGCAGAUAUUAAGUACGCAUCCGAGCCAUCAUAAUCGCGAGGAGAAGAUUCGCGAGUGGUUGCCCAAGGCGUUGGAAAAGGCCGAGGCGAGUGAGUGUUAUGGCACGAGUCAGUAUGCAAAUCAAUUCAGCUCUGCAUUCAGUGGCCUUGGAAGGUGGUAA
Molecule: messenger RNA, 1026 nt
Organism: Bipolaris maydis ATCC 48331
Lineage: Eukaryota; Fungi; Ascomycota; Dothideomycetes; Pleosporales; Pleosporaceae
Product: peptidase family M48-domain-containing protein
Biological process (GO): mitochondrial protein processing; protein quality control for misfolded or incompletely synthesized proteins
Cellular component (GO): mitochondrial inner membrane
Molecular function (GO): metalloendopeptidase activity
Source: RefSeq, a predicted model, not a curated record